CCCAAUAAACAAACUAAACAAACCCACCUCCCUCUCUCUCUCUCCUUGGUUGCUUUGUUUGAGAGAAACCCACUUCAUUUAUCCAACUCUCCAUUAGAAAUCUUUCGUCAAGUUGUGUUCUUUGAGAUCCUUUCAGUCUCAACUUUGCCCAAUUGACAUUACCUUUCGAAGGAUUGUAUUGUUACUUGCUUUCUUAGAUCAAACAGAAACGUGUUAUUAAUGGGUGCUUCAGGAAAAUGGGUGAAGUCUCUCAUAGGUCUCAGGAAAUCUGAAAAAGAAGACAGUCAGGAGAGUGUGAGUGGUAAGAGCAGGAAAUGGAAGCUGUGGAGGAGUUCAUCAGGGGAUUUGAGGUCUUCGUGGAGGGGUUUCAAAGGGAAUCACAGAGCAGCUUCAGAGUGCUCUGAUUCUUCACCAAGGGCUGAUGCUUUUACUGCUGCAGUAGCCGCAGUAGUCCGAGCUCCACCUAAGGAUUUCAGGGUUGUGAGGCAGGAAUGGGCUGCCAUCCGGAUUCAAACUGCAUUUCGUGGCUUCUUGGCCAGAAGGGCUUCGAGGGCAUUGAAAGGUAUUGUGAGGCUUCAGGCUCUAGUCCGAGGUCGACAAGUGAGAAAACAAGCUGCAGUAACAUUGAGAUGCAUGCAGGCCCUUGUCCGAGUUCAGGCAAGAGUAAGAGCUCGUCAGGUGCGAAUGUCCGUUGAGGGGCAGGCAGUGCAAGAAAUGCUCAAUGCACACCGCACUGAAGCUGAACUCUUGAAACAAGCAGAGGAAGGGUGGUGUGAUAGCAAGGGAACAGUGGAGGAUGUUAAAGCAAAGAUACAGAUAAGGCAAGAAGGAGUACUCAGGAGAGAAAGAGCAUUGGCAUACUCUCUUGCUCAGAAGCAAUGGAGAUUGAACCCCAAUUCGAAUACCCGAAUGAAUGGCUCAGUAUCGUCCUUCAAGACUCAAGACUUGGACAAGAACACCUGGGGUUGGAGUUGGUUAGAACGCUGGAUGGCGGCCAAGCCAUGGGAGACUAGGUUGAUGGAACAAUCUCCAACGGCCACCUCAGUGACAACUCCACCUCCUAAGACUUGUGUGGAUCAUGAAGGGACUCGGUCAAAAUUAUCUGAACCUUAUUCUGUGAAAGUGAGAAAGAACAAUGUUACCACUCGAAUUUCAGCUAAGCCUCCAAUUGGGCAAGCCACUCGCUCUUCUUCUAGCCCGAGUUCUGAGUUUCGAUACAAUGAGAGCUCAGCUUCAUCGUCAAUUUGUACUUCUACAACACCCAUCUCAGGAAACACCAUAUUGGAAGCAGAUAGAACAGAGGAGAGUGGCAAUAGUAGUAAGCCUAGCUACAUGAACCUGACUGAAUCAACCAAGGCAAAGCAGAGAGCUGGCAGUUAUUUAUCCAACAGGAUUCAGAGGCAAUCAAUGGAUGAGUUUCAGUUUCUCAAAAGGUCUGGAGCAUUCUCUAAUGGAGAUUCAAAAAGCAGUGCUGGUUCUGAUCCUUCUUCAGUCAAUUCCUCAAAGCCACUCUGCUUGCCAACUCGAUUGGACAAGAGGUCAAUGAAACAACUCAGAGAGAGUGAACUUCACUAUUGAGGAUAGAUAGACAAACUUAAGGUGGCCUUAGAAGUUCAACGACUUGUUGUUCACCAUUAUUUAUCGGUAUUGUAUUUUCUUGAACGCUUGUUAACUCUGAAACUGUAUCGCAACGGUCAUUUAGAUUUCUUGAGAGUGAAUUCAUUCUGUAAAAUAGUUCAUUUAUGUUGUCAAAGUCGACUUUUUUCUCUGUCCUA
Messenger RNA from Tripterygium wilfordii, 1775 nucleotides. Its product is annotated as protein IQ-DOMAIN 1-like. NCBI's taxonomy places the organism in Eukaryota, Viridiplantae, Streptophyta, Magnoliopsida, Celastrales, Celastraceae. The record is from RefSeq and is a predicted model, not a curated record. The transcript has 5 exons. The coding region runs from base 220 to 1578 and encodes 452 amino acids. Gene Ontology annotation, molecular function: protein binding.